UCCUCUCUGACGUCACAAAGUACCCUCUAUCAUUCUCCCUGUAUCCCUUGAUGUCUUUUCUUCCUGGAUUCUCAUCAGAUUUGUCACUCUCCUUUCCUGCGUCUUGUCCUGUAUCCCAGUGUCCUAGUGUCCGGCCAUAAUCAUCCAUUUAUUACUUUAGAACAUCAAAAAACAUGUCAGGGCGUGAGAUCUUCCUCGUUCUUUUUGGGAUGGAGUUUCUCUUGACCAUGACGGGAGGUUUUGCUUAUCCUGCCAAAGAGAUUGCCAAUCAAAAUAAUGAGAAUUUGCCUCUUCCAUUUCGUAUCUUCGGAUUCAAUCACCAAGAAAUAGCCGUUCCUCAACCAGGAGUUCAACCUGAAAAACCUACGAACUGUUAUCAUUUUUACGUAUCACAAAAUAUGUCUUCCCUUCUAUCCGAUGCCACAAAAAUGUUGCGGCAAGUGCAUGACAAACGGGAGAGGGAAUGGAUUCUCACCUUCAUAUAUCGCAUCAAAUCUCUGGCGGAACACCUCAGAUCUCACCCCGAUUCCCAAAAUUAUGAAGAAUGUCUAGGAGUAGAGAACGACGGCAGUAAAAGGUCUUUGUUCUUGACCGAAUCUUUAAGGAUUCCUCAACCAGAGCUGUACUUCGAGGAUGACUUCCAACCGAAUCAGAAUCAAAAACGUUCCACGGAUGAUUCUGAGCCAUCUAAAUCCGAACAAGCUUUAGGUGACCACAAAGACCAGGACAAUCAAGUAUCUCAGAAGGAGUCAACAGAAGUGAAAAACCAAUCGGCACCCAGCCCUUCAUCGCAACUGAUGGAUUCCGACAACUUCAACUCUGUUGCUGAAUCCACUUCUGAAGCUGUAACUCUUAAAAAGGACGUCGACGCACAAUUAACAUCAGAUUCGAUGCCAACAGCAGCCAUAUCCACCAACUCGGAGCUUACACCUGGUCAGAUAUCGGACAUAUCACCGACACCAGAAGAAACGAGCUGGAUGACCGGCAAGGAGGGUGCCAUUGCUACUGCUGUCAUCUCAACCGAGCCAAAUUGCAUUCCACGUCACAAUUGCAGUGAAGGUGGCAAAAAUGUCCAAAGCCAAGAGAGCGAGAGAACUGGGGAAGAAGAUGAACUGGAAAGAGAAUUACAUGCCAGGCGGCAACAGAAUAUUGAAGAAGAAAUGAAACAUCAGCAAAUGUUGAAGGAACGGAUUCGAAAAGCUUUAUUAGAAGAACUAGCACCGGAGAUUAAAAAGCUACGAACAGUUGGAGGAACGGCAGAUGAUUUAAUUGAUCUAUGGAAGCAAAGUGAAAUCGAUGUAGCCAAAGAUGAAGAAAAAAAGCGACGAGAAAAUGAUUUUGACUAUGAAGAGGAGGGUGCUGCUGCUGGUGAUUUAAACUCCGAUAAAAGCCAAAUCAACUAUCGUACCAUAGCACCAUCUAGUGACCAAGUUGAAAAUUACAGAAAACCUUCAGAUGAGUUACCUUAUGUUCAUGAUGACGUUCUUGUGCAGCAACUAUAUGAUGCUGGAAGAGAAGACGAACCAUUGUAUAGAUCCACCAGGGCCCUUGACCCACAAGACGAGUACUUAAUCAUUAGUACACACAUUCCUUAUUAAGUAAAAUAAUUGCGUCCAUUUUUUUCUGAAGCUGUUAUGAAACUCUUAAGUGUUUUCAUAGUGUUGUUCCUGAUGGACAAGCUAAUAAGAAGGCGGAGAAUCCCUCUUUUAAUUUUUGUUGAUUCUUGUUUAACAGUAAAUUUUUAAUAGUUAUUUCUUCCAAUUUCUGAGAUAGUUAAAUUGUUAUCUAGUUGACUUAACAACAGUUUGUUUUUAAAUUAUAUCUAAAGCACUUAAACAGGAAACACUAUGCUGAGCAAAUAAAAGCAGAAAAAUAACUCAGUUAAACUACAAAUAUUGAUUGAGCUUGGAAAGUAGCAAAACCUAUAAUAACUACUGCAAGCAGAGUUAGAUGAAAAUUUCAAGUAGAAUUCUAUACAUGCUUUUAUCUUGUUAGAAAAAUCGUUAUAAAUAACAUUUUAUUCUUUAUGUGUGUAAAAAUUGAAUCGUUUAAAAAUGUCUUGUUUGCAUUUUAUAUACAUUUAUUUAUUACUCGAAUUUUGUGUUUGAAAUUUUUUUUAUAUAGAAAUUAAUUAUUGAGCAUUUAUUGUUGUUGUAUAUAUAUUAAUUUGCGCAGUUUAAAGCUGAUCUUGAUACAGAUUUAUAGUUUGAAGACCAUAAUUAUUAUUUCGAAUUAAACUGAAUUUAAUUUUCAAAUUUGAAGCUAAUAAUUAUUCAGUAGAAUCUAGUUCUGUUUGUUUAUUAAUUUUAGAUUAUUCCAUUACAAAAUAUAUAACAUUAUGUAUCUCUAAUGCUCAUGGAAAUUCUGAAUGAAUGAAUAUACUCGCAAAAAAGAAAAUGCUUAUCCACAAGAUAAUGCUUAAAUUUAUACAAUAUUCUGCUGUUUUUUAGUUAUUUAAAUAUUCAUGCAUAUCUAGACAUAGAAUUAGAAGGUUGAUAAAAUUUAUUACUCAACUAAAAUUGUUCGUAUUUUGAUCUCCAAACUUCGUCGCGACUUUUAUUUGAUGUUUAAUUACUGAAACUAAAACUUAUUUCUCAGUAAUUAAAUCUAUUAUUACAAUUCAAGAUAUAAAAUUCACUUUUCCAUUUAAACAGUAAAGUCUUAAACAAGAUCAGUAACUGUAUUUGAUCAACAACCCAUAAUCACCUUUUCUUCUACCCUUAACUCCUUCAUAUAGUAGAACUGUUUUCAUGAUAGAUGUUAACAUUGUACCAUUUUCUCUGAUAGAUGGAACAACUUCAUAAUAUGGAAUUCUUAAAGGGUCAACUUCAUAAAAGGUAGAUAAACCUACAUAGCCACCAACUAAUUGGGGUUCUACCCUUUAACGUGUUAUAACGUGCAACCCUUUAACGUGUUAUCCAAUAUGGGUUUAGAUUCCUUUUCUAGUUUUAUUUUUAAAUAUGUAAUGAUGCACACAAUCAAAAACUUGAAUUCAAAGCAUCUUAUCUUAAAGAUAGAUCUUAAUAUUUUUGUUUCGAAAAAUCUCUACGUAAAUGCUGCUAAAUUUCAACUUAUAGUUAAAAACAUUAUUUCUAUCACUCACUAUUGUAAAUUUUCACAAUUGUUAAAGUAUUUUGCUUAAAAUUUAUUAAAUUAUCGCAGUUAAGCUCAGAGCCAUAAGCAUUGGAAGAAAAUUUAUGAUGAAUAUGAAGUCAAAUUUUCACAUCUAUUUAUUUUUAGCAGAAAUAAUUAUCUAAUUGACUCCCUUGAACUUAUAGAAGUCGAACCUCUUAACAUUUUUUACUAGUAUGAAAUAUUUGUUAAUAGACAACUUGUUUUUAAUUGGACUAUUAACUAUUAUAUAUUUAAUCUAUGAACGAAAAUGUAAUAAAUAUAUGUUAAAUAAAAAAGUAUAAGGAUUUAACAAACUUCAUAACAUUUUUUGGAUUUAUUAAGAGGCAUAAAUGAAAAGAUGCAAAUUGAUUGAGAUUUAAUUUGCAAAAGUUAAAAUAAAGCGCGAUUGCCGUUCAAUUGAAAACACUACGUUAGUGCUUCACUAUUGAUUCCGAGAAAAGUGGUUCGGCUUCGAUUUUCUUUUUAUAGAUAAUGCUUUGAACGCUAAAAUAGAAUGUCAAAAAAAACCGCUAAAGCAAAAUUUAUUUUUGAAAACAUUUUCUUGUAAUAUAUAGCUUACCAUACAAAGAUGCCAAAGAUAUAAGAAUCUCAAUUUUGAAUUUUUUGUCGCUUACGUUGAUUUUUGAAUUGCACGGCAGUAUACUGGAAUUGUUAUAAUUCUGAAGUUUUUGUUGUAAUCAGAAUUUUUUUGAUCUAUACGAAUUUUGUUUUCGUUUAAACAUUAAGAACCAGAAUCAAAUUAUGUAACGUAUUGAUCUUACUUUAUUUGGAAUUGAAGAAUUCAAAAUUCUUUUUAUCAAUCUAAUGUCUUUCGAAUAUUGCUGACAAUUUCAUUUUUUUUUAAAAAUUACUUUUUGCGCAGUUUCAAAUUUUGAAGAUUUCUACAUGCUCUUCAUCAGAAAUUAAGUUGAGUUUCUUUUUCCGAGGUUGAUAAUAUUUAUUUAAGAUAUUAUUUAGUUAGGCUUGGUACUGAUUCGAGCAAAUAUUUUUUAAACCACAUUUGGACACCUUUUACUUUAUUUAUUAAACCAUCAUCAUUUUUGUUUAAAACUAUUACAGUUAACAGACAAUUAGUUAAAACACGAAGCUGAAGCUGUGCAACAGAGUUUUUUUUUCGGUUCGGUUUUCAUUUUAUUUUUAAUCCAUAAGCAAAGUAAAUAUAUGCAUGUGUGAAAAUUAGUUAUAAUUAAGGAGCAAUAUAUUAAUAAAUAAAUUUAUGAAAAUUAGUUAUAUUUUUAAGCAGCUAUAUUUGUGUGCGUAAAUGUGUCUCGUCUCGAAAUUAUUUAUAUUAUCUCCUAACUCAGAUAUAUAGGAACAAAUAAUUGAGAUCUAUUCCGUACUUAAAGUAUUAAAUAUUUCAAAAGAAAAUAGGAUAUACUGCAUCGGAAAUUCCUAGAGUUGUUAAAUGUGAACAAGUGUGAUAUCGUUGUAUGUAAUCAUGAAUUUUACUUCAUUUUAAAUGUACAAGACAUAUAAUUUAUGUUAAAUGUUAUGUAAAUUCAGAUGACUUACAGUGAUGACAUAUUUAUGUAUUGUACAUGUGCUGAUAUUUGUAAGUAUAUACAUUAAAAAUGUAUAAAAACAAA
This is a messenger RNA of Parasteatoda tepidariorum (common house spider), 4721 nucleotides long. RefSeq lists its product as uncharacterized. The record is from RefSeq and is a predicted model, not a curated record. NCBI's taxonomy places the organism in Eukaryota, Metazoa, Arthropoda, Arachnida, Araneae, Theridiidae.